AUGGUUGACUUUCGCCGUAAUCAAUUUCUGAAUUAAGGUCUUCAAACAGAAUUUACAAUCCAAUCUGAACAUGGGUAUAGAUCGGCUUAAUAAAAUAGGAAUAAAUUAGUAAGUGUAGGCUCAUAAUUGAAGAAUCUGAAUAAUAUUGAAAAAAAUAGAUAUUUGAAACCAGAUUCAUCAUAUGAGGAAUGUUCUGGCGAAUCAAGUGUCAUUUGUGAUUAAUAUCAACAAAAAUGUUUAAGUAUUGAAUAGGUACAGUAAAUGGUGAUAGACACUUCUAUUAAUUAAGCAAUUAAACUUGAGCCUAAAGCAUUACAAAAAAAGUAUAAAAUUGAUAGUUAUACAGCAAUCGUGUUGAUUAAGAAUGGGAAUCAUAGAAAUCAAUUAUCAUUUGGAAUGUUGAUGAGCAUGCCAUUGAUCAAAUAAACCUUAAUGAGUUUUUCAUUGAUUAGUAUUGAUAUUUAUGAAUUGCGGUUUAAGGAUAAGUCUUUCAUCUAAUUCAAAAAGAUUGAGCUUGGCAGCUUUGAAGGCAAGCUUGUAAUAAUCAUA
Messenger RNA from Paramecium octaurelia, 549 nucleotides. Lineage: Eukaryota; Ciliophora; Oligohymenophorea; Peniculida; Parameciidae. The record is from the annotation of a GenBank genome assembly.